UCCCAUGCUAUUCCCGAGGAAGAAACACACAAACCUUCUUCCAAGUGUUCUUCCCAUUAUUCUACAUUGUCCUCUCUUUGGUUCUCUAUUAUUUAUUAAUUGUGCACUCCUUUUGGUUCUCUAAUAUUUAUUUCCACCGUUUUCUUAAAACAAAAGCCUCUUCAAAUUCUCCAACAACUAAUAACCAAAAUGGCCACUGAAAAGCUUAGAAGUUGUGCAAACUUCCUUGAGAACUCUAAACCCUACUUUGCCAUGAUUGCUAUACAAUUUGGCUAUGCAGGCAUGAACAUUAUCACUAAGAUUUCCCUCAACCGUGGCAUGAGCCACUAUGUCCUCGUUGUUUAUCGUCAUGCCUUUGCCACUGCUGUUGUCGCUCCAUUUGCCUUCAUCUUUGAAAGGAAAGCUCAACCAAGGAUAACAUUCCCAAUUUUCAUGCAAAUUUUCAUCCUAGCUCUACUUGGGCCAGUGAUUGAUCAAAACUUCUACUAUGCUGGGUUGAAAUUAACCUCCCCAACUUUCUCAUGUGCAAUGAGCAACGUGCUUCCUGCCAUGACUUUUGUUAUGGCAGUUUUAUGCCGGAUGGAGAAGAUCAACAUGAAGAAGGUGAGAUGCCAAGCCAAGGUGGUGGGAACAUUGGUGACGGUGGCUGGGGCCAUGUUGAUGACCUUGUACAAAGGUCCUAUGGUUUGGACCAAAGAUGCACCUCAUAAUGGGCAAAUCAAUAAUGCAACAAAUACCACAACAUAUUCAGACAAGGAUUGGUUCAUAGGCUCUAUCCUCCUAAUCAUUGCCACUCUUGCCUGGGCAUCCCUCUUUGUUUUACAAGCCAAAGCCAUUGAAACCUACAAAAAUCACCAGCUAAGCCUCACAUCACUUAUCUGCUUCAUAGGCACUCUUCAAGCUAUUGCAGUUACUUUUGUUAUGGAACACAAGCCAUCCGUGUGGACAAUUGGCUGGGAUAUGAACUUACUUGCCGCUGCCUAUGCUGGGAUUGUUACAUCAAGCAUAACAUACUAUGUCCAAGGAUUGGUAAUUAAGAAGAAAGGGCCUGUUUUCGCAACUGCAUUUAGCCCUCUGAUGAUGAUCAUUGUAGCCAUCAUGGGCUCCUUUAUCCUUUCAGAGCAGCUUUUUCUUGGAGGUGUUCUUGGUGCUAUCUUGAUCGUUAUAGGCUUAUACUCAGUUCUUUGGGGAAAGCACAAAGAACAAGUGGUGAAGAACGAGGUAGAGGAUAUACCCUUGCCUGUAAAGGGUGCUCAACUUGAUGGAAACCCAGAAACACUUAUUGAUUCCACUGAUCAGAAAUCUGAUUCCAACAAGAUCUCUUCACAUAUAAUUAAUGUGUCUAUCCCUGAGCUUCCCAUGAAAUCUAAUAACAGUUAACCAAAGAAGAAGAAAAAAUCAGCAAAUUGAAAUGUGAAUAGGGAUGGCCUUUUGUUGUGCUCUCACCUAGUUUCAAUAUAAAAAAAAAAAGUUGGCUUAUCGAAAAAAAAGGAAGAAAAAAAAAUAGGGAUGGCCUUUUUCUAUUUUUAUUUUUUAUUUCCGGCAUGCAUGUCAUCUAUUUCCGUCCAUCAUGUUGUACCUUGUUGGCAAAUUCUCCAAUAGCCCAUUAAUCAAAAAGGAGUGUAGUUUUGUAUCUUU
Molecule: messenger RNA, 1638 nt
Organism: Glycine soja
Lineage: Eukaryota; Viridiplantae; Streptophyta; Magnoliopsida; Fabales; Fabaceae
Product: WAT1-related protein At5g07050-like
Exons: 7
Coding region: 190-1380 (396 amino acids)
Cellular component (GO): plasma membrane
Molecular function (GO): transmembrane transporter activity
Source: RefSeq, a predicted model, not a curated record